ACUAGCAGGAAGUGUUCUGAGUUGACUAAUGGCUAGCUACCUGGCAAGGCUACAGGCGUCAUUUUCUAAGGGUUUUUGUUUGUUUGAGUAGUUUUCUCGAUUGUUGCUCAAAUGUAGACAUGCUGCCAGGGUGCUGACUUUACGCCAAUCUUGAUUACAUCCGUUUGACUGCGUGUCAUAUGCGUACAUUUCACAGCUAGCAUUAGUUUCAUGUAAUCUGAUGUUAAAGAUUCGGGUUUGAGUUGGGAUUAUGUGUGUUCUGGUUGUGUUGAGCGUUGCCUUGUCCUGAUGUGCGCUCGACCCUGGUAAUCGGAGAGCACCGUGGGCUGCCGCUAUGGAGGAGCGAAAACUGAAGAGAAAGAGCCCAAGGACGCCCACAGCCCCGGCCCCAGCGCCAGUGGCGGUGGCGGUUGCGGUGACGGUAGCAGCGCCGACAGCAACAACCGGAUCUGGCCGGAAACACUGUGCUUCUACCGGUGGGAAACAUGUCGGCUACAGUCAUGGCACGGGGACUCAUUCCAGCCAGAAGAGCAAAAAUAGAAGGGGACUUCGUGACAAAUCAAAGUAUAAAAUGGGUUCCGGUGUUCACCCCAGCCCAAAUCAGAAACAGGCAGCACCCAUCAUCCAGCACUCGUUCUUGACUGAUGUCUCUGACGUGCAGGAGAUGGAGAAUGGACUUCUCAGCCUCCUCGACGACUUCCACUCUGGGAAAUUGCAAGCGUUUGGUAAUGAGUGUUCCAUCGAGCAGAUGGAACAUGUGCGGGAGAUGCAGGAGAAGCUGGCCCGCUUACACUUUGACCUGUACGGUGAGGAGGAAGAGAUGCAAGAGGAACAGAGGAAAACAGCACGGGACAGCAACAUGGACAAGUUGCUUCUAAAUCUGGAGGAGCUAAGUUCAUCUAUACAGAAACUGAAUCUGACCGACAGCCAAGAGAUUCCGAAGUCUGCCAGCUUGUGACUGCCUUUCCGCCACAGUCACUGCGGGUAACAUGGUUGUUGCCGCUGAGAUGCAAAAGCAAAGUUUAAUGCGUGUAAUGUGAGGGCUGCAUUCUAAUUUUACUCAACAUUAAGAUCCCAGUAGUUUAGGCACUCAUAUUUACUAUCUUGUCUGACUGAUCACCAGCAUCUAUUUGCUGUUACAAACAGUGUCCUGUAGAGGAAGGUCUACAUUCUAACCAAAGUGAUUUGAAUUAACAUGACAAUAGAUUGAUUGUGUGGCUGCAAACAAUAUUAUAGCACUCUGUUGCACUUUAUAUUAUCAGUCAAUUGGUGUGUAAUCAAACAGAUUUAUCAAUAUGUGGUUACCAUCUGUAAAAAAAUGUGUUUUCUCACCUUUAAGCAUCAAGAUUAAAUGCUCCACAUGUACAGUGGCUGAAAUAAGUAUUUAAAACAUCACCAUUUUUCUCAUCAAAUAUAUUUCCAAAGGUGCUAUUGGCCUGAAAAUGUCACCUGAUGUUGGAAACAAACCAAGCAAUCCUUACAUACAAAGAAAGAACAAUUAAGAAAUUAAGUUGUGUGUGAAAUGAGACCGGGAAAAAGUAUUGAACAUAUAAAGAAAUGGAGGUGCAAUAAAGCAUGAAAAGCCAAGACAACACCUAAAAUAUAUCAUUAAUAAAACAGCAAUUCAGCCCCUUGUCAGUGCAAGUGAAUAUAAUCUGGUUCAGUCCUAAUUGAUGGCCUACAAAAAGAUCUCAUUGCCAAAGUAUGAGUCAAGACACAUCUCAUGAUGGGUAAGAGCAGAGAACUGUCUCAAGACCAUCGCAAGCUAAUUGUAGCAAAACAUAACGAUGGCAUUUGUUACAGGCGCAUAUCAAAGCUUCUCAACGUUCCAGCGAGCAUGGUUGGGACCAUAAUACAUAAGUGGAAAGCCAAUCAUAUCACCAUAAAUUUGCCUCAAUCAGGUGCUCCUCGCAAGAUUACCGAAAGAGGAGUGCAAAGAAUAGUCACAAGACUUGUCCACGAGCCAAGGACCACCUGUGGAGAGCUUAAUCAACACCUGGAAUUAGCAGGUGCUGUUGUCACACGGAAAACAGUGAGUAAUGUGCUCUGCCGCCAUGGCUUGUAGUAUGCUCACCACACAAGACCCCAUUGCUGGAAAAAAAAAAAAAAAAGCAUGUCAAAGCUCAUAUAAAGUUUGCUGAACAAUAUUUGGACAAGCCAGUUAAAUGCUGUGACAAUAUAGUCUGAUCGGAUGAGCGCAAAAUUGAACUGUUUGGAUCCCAUAAUGUACACGAUGUUUGGAGGAGAAAUGGCACUGCACAUCAUUCUAAAAACUAGUGAUGGCGAGAUGCAGCUCCAUGAAGCAUCAUAACACUUAGACCAUUGGUUCAAGUAAUGGUUCAUUUCUUGGUGAUUCAUGUGCACACGAAACCACCUGCUGGCCAUGUGUAUAAUCACAGGCAACUGUAUCUCAGGCCACAUAAUGUGUCAUGCAUUGCAAUCUAGCAUUUGUUGUGGCUCUUGGAAAUGACUAUGAAUGACAAAAAAAUGUUUGACCAAAUAUUGUGAUGACAUGAAAUAAGAAAAUAUUGUUUGAACGUAUUCUGUGCGCGUAACUGUUCCCAAAAUGGUAGUAAUCAUAUAUGGGUACGUCUAAAAAAAUAAAAUCGAAUGUGGUAGAAAACUCAAUUGAUUUCAGUAGUCGUACAAAUAAAGUCGUUAAAAACUACUUCUCAGAGGGCAAAUUCCUGCCUAAAUUCUACAAUAAAAACAAAUUCCAUUUUUUCAUAAUAGUUUUACAUUCUAUUCUUGUUUCUAGAGAUGGCGAGUUUGGAGUUGUCUUUUGCUGUAAGCUGUAAUCAUCAAAAUUAUACAUGUAUAAAAGAAAUCAUGAAAUAUUUCAGUGUGUGUGAUACAUCUCUAGUUUCACUUUUUGAACUACUUUAGUAAAUUAAGCUUUUGACUCUAUUAUAAUUUAUUGAGAUGUACCAGUAUGGCAGCUUGUGCUUGGACUAUGAUGUAAAGAACAGGGGAGAUUUUAUUAAUUUCUCUUCAGAAAUAAUAGUUUCUCAACAUUUUGUGGUUUUAAUCGAUUCCUUUUCUUUGAUAUGACCUACCCGGCCUUUGAAAAUACUCUUUCACAUGGCACAGAAGAUGCCAGGGUGCACAAAUACCCCAAAGCAAGCGUGUACAAAUUGGGGUAAAGUGAUUUGCGCCUCUCCCAGUACUCUAUAAAGGGUUUUCCAUCCUGCUGCAAUUAGGCUCAGAUAGGUAGCGCUGGAUCUCGACAGUGGCAUCUGCAGAAACAAUUCUUGACUUAUGUGCUUCCAUGACGCUGCUGUCAAAACGAUGCCACAGUGUGCUACCUAAGAGGAAAACAGAUCAUGUUAGUAAGUGCUCUGGUAGGAAUACUUCCUCUCAAAAUUUAAAUGAAUACAUUACCUCGAGUGACAGCAUGAGAUGUGGAAGCCUCUGGGAUUUCCUCUCUGUUUUUUUCGUACUUCAUUACACUGAUGUGCUCAGAGGUCAGUCUCUAUAGCUUCUGUGCCUUUAGUGGGGCUGAAAAACCAUAUCGCUUUAAAACGAGGAUCCAGGUGUGUAGGUAGGUGGAGCCUCAUUGAUUGUAAUGUGAAUAGCUUAUGUCGGAGUUGCCUGAUGAGUUGAUCUCCCAUUUGUAGUGUAACUGUUGGUGCUGGUUUGGUCAUUUCCUCUUGUAGGGUUUGCUCCAGCAUCUUCAACAAGGGGAGACUAGCUUGGAGGCAGACACGUGUUCCUCUGCAGACAGCUCUACAGUGGCAUCAUAAAAGGGAGACAGCAGGGAAAGGCACGCUUCAACAAUGUUAAAUUCAUCCAAUGUCAAUAAGGGGAUGUCAUGUUCUAGGCCUGCUAAAGCUGCUCCUUCUGGCUCCCUUUGUUCAAAUAAACGUUGCAGCAUCAAAUAUGUGCUGUUCCAUCAAGUUUCCACUUCUUGCAAACGCUUCGUGUUGUUCAGCCCCAUAUUAAGAUGUACUUGUGUAAGCGUCUCCUUCAAAGAUACAGAUGAGUAGGCCAUUAAUCACUGUUGUGGAACUACGAACAAAUUAUUACCAUUAUAAAGUUGGAAUGAAGGGAAAUACCAUACCUUAGCAGUGGUGCUGCUUCUGAAGUAACCAACCAGCUUCCUUGCUUUGGUCCUGAUGCCAAAGAGCACAGUGUACUGGUCAAGUUUCUUUUUUGCAAGUAAAUUUAGUGUGUGAGCAAUACAAAUGUGAUGGCGAAGUUUCAGCUCCCUCACACAGGCAACCAUGUUUGGUGCGCCGUCAGUGACCAUACAUGUCACCUUCGUAGUGAUUCCCCAUUCCUCCAUCAGGGAGGCUUUCACAUGACCUAGAUUUUCUGCAGUGUGGGAUUGGGGGAAUGCCUGCACUCCCAAAAGCACUAAACAGGCUUCCCCCCCCCACAAAAUGGCAAGUUAUUAUUGCCAGGUAGGCAUCCAUGUCACACGUAAGGCUUACGGCAGCCACCUUUGCCACUUCAUCCUUAGCCUUCUUCUGAGCAGGCUCAUAUUUAGCCUCCAUCAUGGCUUUCAGAGCCUGAAGAAGUAAAUAAUAAUAAUAAUGACAGAUACAAUAACAUGAUGGUGUGGGGCUGCUUUUGAGUAAGUUGUACUGGUAAACUUCACGUUAUUGAAGGAACGACGAAUGGGCAAAUGUACUGAGACAUUCUUGACAGAAAUCUGCUGCCAUUUACGAGGAUGAUGAAAAUGAAACCAGGGUGGACUUUUCAGCAGGAUAAUGAUCCAAAGCAUCCUGCAGAGGAAACUCUCAAUUGGUUUCAAAGAAAUAAUAAUGUUUUUUAAAAAAAGCUGCUAAAAUGGCCCAGCCAAUCACUUGACUUGAAUCCAAUUGAAAAUCUUUGGAAAGAAGUGAAACUCAAGGUCCAUAAAAGAACCCCACAGAACCUUAAAGAUUUGAAGACUGCUUGUGUGGAGGAAUGGACCAAAAUCACAACAGAGCAAUGCAUGCAACUAGUUUCUUCAUACAUGAGGUGUCUUGAAGCUGACAUUGCAAACAUAGGCUUUUGUCCAAAGUAUUAAAUAAAUACCUGUUGGCGUGUUCAAUACUUUUUCCCUGUGUAAUUUCAUAUUAUUACACACAACUUAAUUUCUGAGCGUAUUAGUUCUUCUUUCUUUGUAUGUAUGGAUUACUUGGGUUGUUCCCAGCAUCUGGUAAAAAAUUCAGGUCAAUAGCACCUUUGGAAAUAUAUUUAAUGAGAAAAAUGGUAACGUGUUAAAUACUUAUUUCAGCUGCUGUAUGUUCUCUGUUGGGCUGCAAACAGUCCAGUAAUCCAAAUAUUGAUUUCACUACCAUGCCUUAAAUUGUGUUGUGAUGUAAGCAUUUUUAGUUAUUGUAAUUCUUCACAUGCAAAUUGUAAUCAAUCACUUGCUGCUUUCACUGUCAGUGUCAGCCAAUGUUGGGGAUGAAUUCUCUUCACAGGUUAAACUGUUAAAAACAUGUAUGCUGCUGUUUUUAAUAAAAUAAAUGAAUCACGUUUCUGCAAA
Molecule: messenger RNA, 5479 nt
Organism: Phycodurus eques (leafy seadragon)
Lineage: Eukaryota; Metazoa; Chordata; Actinopteri; Syngnathiformes; Syngnathidae
Gene: ccdc28a
Product: coiled-coil domain containing 28A
Exons: 5
Coding region: 335-958 (207 amino acids)
Source: RefSeq, a predicted model, not a curated record